AUGGCGACGGUGACUCGCGCAGCAGGGCAUCUGCUUCUCCUCCGGCCGGCGAUCCAUCCCCGGUACGUCCCACGGCGAGGAAAGGUGCUGAAGGGAGUCCUCAGGGCAGCGCUCGCGGCCUUCUUCCUAGGAGCCGCCGCGGCUGCCGGCGGCGAGAGGUCCCACGCCACCGGAGCACCGGCGGCGUAUCAAGUCUGA
Molecule: messenger RNA, 198 nt
Organism: Spirodela intermedia
Lineage: Eukaryota; Viridiplantae; Streptophyta; Magnoliopsida; Alismatales; Araceae
Source: the annotation of a GenBank genome assembly